CUGCUGCGCGGCGGGAGUAGCGGCCAGAUGUCGUACUAGGCGGAACUGGCGCGCAGAAAAAAAAUAAAUUGAUGUUACGGACAGGAAACGGGAGCCUAAUCAUCACAAUUUGGACUUUUUGUUCGUAUUUCUGAAAGUUCAUAAGUAGAGGAGCGUCUGUAUAGAUAUUUACUUAAAAUGAUAAACUACGCCUAUAGAUUUAUAUUAUGCAUUCGAGCUGAAAAUAUAAUUUCUGAUACCGAUUAACAGUAAAAUAAGAAAAAAAAAUCAACGAAAGCCCACAAGCCGGCAAUUAGUAGGCCUAAUACAACAACAGAUGCAAAGCCCGAUUUUAUUAACAUUUAAGCUAUCAUUGGUUUGGGUUAAGAACUACAAAAUUAGAUAAAAGCAGAAUACAGCAAACUUUCAUGACACCACCGCCCACCCGCCCCCGGUUUUUUCGCUUUCCGGGUUGGCGGAGUGUGGAGGACAUCGCGGGUUACGGUGCGACGCAGGCACGCCUACGUUUGCAUUUACUUAUUUAUCAAAGUCUUGCAAUCUGUUAAAAAGUGGUAUCCGUUUCAUGCCCAUUGCUGCACCUUCCAGCAGCGAUUUCACUGCAGCCUUGAGCAGCGGUUCACGCUGUUGAACGUCCUGUGCCCGCCCCGCUGGAUGACAGUGCGGGCUGCGAGCCUGGUCCCUGGGUGGAGAGCGCAGGGCACUGCAAGCGAAGUGCGACCGCAGAGGAGCGGCUUCUUCUGCAGCAUACAGCAGUACUAAGGCUGAGCCCACCUGAUCGAGCGGUCAUGGUGACUGUUGCCAUGGAGAGGAAGGGCCGUCUGCCCGUGUCCCAGCAGCAGGUGACCCACAGGCUGGUGACGGUGGUGCCCUGCCUGCCAGCCACCCUGAGGGACAGUGAGGUGCCCCACUUCUUCAGGGAGCGUCACGUCCUCACAGGCUACCGGCCACUGCACCAGGACUGGCGCUACUAUCUCCUGUCCCUCUUCCGGCGCCACAACGAGACGGUCAACGUGUGGACACACCUGCUGGGGGCGCUGCUGGUCCUGGUGUGGUUCAGGGAGUUGGCAGAGGUGGUGGACUUCGCUGGCGAUGCCCAUUCCUGGCCUCUUCUCAUCCUUCUCUUGUCCUCUUUCUGCUACAUGAGCUUUAGCACAGUCGCCCACCUCCUUGCGCCCCGCUCUGAGCUCACUCACUACGCCCUCUUCUUCCUAGACUACGUGGGCGUGGCCCUUUACCAGUACGGCAGUGCCGCGGUGCAUUUCCACUACGCGGUGCCGGACGAUUGGCCCCACUGGCUGCUUGGCCCGUUCAUGCCAGUGGCGGCUCUGCUUUGCUGCUUCUCCUGCUUUGGCUGCUGCUUUGGAAAGUACUGCAGUCAUAGCUCUCCAAGCUCCAUACGCAAGCUGGGCCAGGUGCUGCCGUCUGCCUUGGCCUAUGCCUGGGACACCAGCCCGGUGUUCUGGCGCCUGUGGGGUUGCCUGCCGUCGUGUGAGCAGGACCCUGCUGCCCUCUUCCACGCCGGGCAGGUGGGCUUCUUCCUGGCCAGCGCCCUCUUCUUCACUCUGCUGCUGCCUGAACGCUGGCUGGCCGGACGCUGUGACUUCCUGGGUCAGGGCCACCAGCUCUUCCACACGCUGCUGGUCCUCUGCACCCUGUGCCAGCUGCAGGCCUCGCACCUGGACUACCGGGGCCGCCGCAUGCUGUACCUUCGUCUCCAUGGAGAUGGGGAGCCCGCCUUUCUCGUCUGCCUGUUUGUGGCUGUGGCGCUCGUUUGCACAUCCGUCGCGAUUGGCAUGACCAGCAAGGUGAGCCACUUGCUAAGGAGCAGAGACGGCAAACAUGAGUAGUGGGGGUGUGACUCCAUUGAGCCCCCUAAGGCCCCAUGAACUUUCACUGGACUUUUAAAACUUUUAGAACUUUAAAAACUUAGAUAAGCACUAGGUAUACUAAACACCUUUGAGUCCAAAGAGCACUGUCCCUCAGUGUAAAAAAACCUUCUUCGGUGAUAGCUCUGUUUGUCCUCCGUUAGCUUGAAUCAAUCUGUAUGAGCAGAUGGGCUGCUUGUGUGUCUUGUGUCAUGCCAUGUAGAUCGUUUUUAGAUGUAGAAGCUCGGGUGCUUGCUAUAGACUGUCAAGGUUGCAUCAGGUACCAUGAGCCAACACUGAGCUUGAAUCGGCAAAACAUAAUGUUUUUAGAAGCACACAUUAUCUGAGUAAAAUCUAUGGGGGCUGAAUGCUCAUUGAGCCUGGAUGUGCCACUAGUCAGCUGAAUGUAAACAACCACAUCCUGUGAUAACAUCACUCAACUUUAACCGCUUCCUCCCCGGGAUGUGUUUAAUCAGCCAUUUUGCUUUUCACAGACGUCACACCUUAAUGCAUCUGUUUUCCCAGCAGCGUUUGUUAAAAAGGGGUCUGGAAAAGACCCCCUAAUUGACAGCUUUUACCAUUGCCAAGCCCCCUUCCCAUCGUAAGGGGCCUCUGUCCCUGUUCAUGUGCCUCUGUCCCUAGGCACUGUUAUCUGUUCUUCAUAAAGUCCAUCUCACACACUGACAUUGCCCGAAAGCUGAUACCAAUUUUGGAAGGUACAAGAGUAAUAAACAAAUAUUGUGUGAACUCUCUGACUGUUUCUUAUCAAGGGAGAGUUCAGCUGUCUGUCUCUAUUCAACCUUUGCUGUGUGCUCAAUUGGGCUGGUAAUAGAGGCUUUGACAGUGAUCUUCCAAACUCUUUGUUCAGUACGGCAGUAAAUUGUGGUCUCUAAACAUUGUGUCUCCUUAAUGGGUUUCUUAUUGGACAUUUAUGUAUUGAAUGGAUUUUUUUAUUCCCAGCCUGGCAGCAGUCACACAGAGCAGAACGAGGCACAAAGUCUUAAAAUUAUCAGUGUUUUUUAUGACUAUACCUUUUUCUGUAUAAAUCAUAGUUAUAUAAUAUGCUUUAUCCUGGGAAUUUUGAUGUAAAGAUUUUCUUCCAGUGUUUAUAUUGUCAUGCUUUUUAAACAUUUAUAUUGAGUUUUCCAAACAAAAUUAACAUAAACAACAGGCAAACAGGAACACUUUUCUCCCAGGUUUGUGCUACAUCAGUGGUCCAUUCAUUCUUAUUGUAUUUAUAUGUCUCUGUGUAUAAACCAAAAAGAAAAAGUUUAGGAGCCGGUAGGAUUGGUUUAGAUAUUAUUUUUCCCAUCCUCCUAAAAUUUUCAAAUUUUUCUGAACUCCCAGACACAAUAGAACAGAGUUCCUUUCACUUCAUUACACAUAAGACAAACAUCUAGAAUAAUUUUAUUAAAUUUCUCCGGUAUGACCUAUGUUUCCAUUAGCCAAUUGUAUUGCAGUAAUACAACUUUAGCACAGGCGAUUUUCCUCUGUAAUUUCAGACUUUAAAUCUUCCCUCUAUACCACCAGUUUAUACUGUGAAUUUUCCACUGAUAGAAAUAUUAAUGAAUUAUAAUGGUCUCAUGUAAUUUCUUUCCUUAAAUGACCUCAACUUGUGUUGAGGUUUCUUUAGCAUGUUUCUGUUUUUUGUAUAUAUUUGUAUAUUGAAGAUACUUGUUAAAAAGUUUAUGUUUGCUUCUCAGCUCUUCACAUGAUAUUAUCUUGUCUAAAUCAGUGUGAUAUACAGUAAAUCCGUAACAUAUUUUGUACCUUUGGAGGCCCAAACCUUGAAAACAGGAUCUGCUCUUCCAGGUGUAAACUGCUGGCGGCUGCCCCACGUAAACUUGACUUAGCCCCUCAUCUUUUCAAUAGCUAGAAACUUCCCUGGUCAGCUUGCUGGAAUAGCAAAGUUACUGAACUGGAUAGGUUGGUGACAUUUUAUGAACGCGAAAUAUGUGUUGCAUACACCGAUUCCAAAUAAAAGUACACUAUUAUA
Molecule: messenger RNA, 3861 nt
Organism: Paramormyrops kingsleyae
Lineage: Eukaryota; Metazoa; Chordata; Actinopteri; Osteoglossiformes; Mormyridae
Source: RefSeq, a predicted model, not a curated record